UUUAGAGAUACGGUCAUAUCUUCACCCUUUAGCUCUUUAGAGUGGGGCAGUGGGGGAAGUUAGUUGUUACUUUAAGAGAAUUCAAUCCUGUUGAAGUGCUAAAGCAGAAGCCGUACUUAAGUGUCGCGAGAAUUGUCAUCAGCAACAACUUCUCGCGAUGUUUGGCCCGACGAAGGGUGGCCAUUUUGGAGUCCCCCCGGCGGCUGGUUGCCCCGGCGGCGUCUGCCAAUUUGCUGCCGGGACCAAAGCCGGCCCCGCGGGUGCCGGGCCUUCGAGCAGCCGGACCGACACUAUGUGGCGGCUCCGCUGCAAGGCCAAGGAUGGCACCCAUGUGUUGCAGGGGUUGUCCAGCCGGACCCGGGUGCGGGAACUCCAGGGCCAAAUUGCCGCUAUCACCGGGAUAGCCCCCGUCGGUCAGCGAAUCCUCGUCGGAUACCCGCCAGAAUGCCUAGAUCUCAGCAACGGGGAUACUAUUCUGGAGGACUUGCCCAUCCAGUCAGGUGACAUGCUGAUCGUUGAAGAAGACCAAACCAGGCACAGAACUUCACCUGCAUCUGCAAAACACGGUGCUCCUAGUUACUACAGGGAGUCUUUGCCUGUGCUUACCAGAGCCGCAGUCCCAGCAGACAACUCUUGCCUCUUUACCAGUGUGUACUAUGUCGUUGAAGGGGGAGUCUUGAAUCCAGCUUGUGCCCCUGAGAUGAGACGCCUCAUAGCACAAAUUGUAGCGAGUGAUCCAGAGUUCUAUAGUGAGGCAAUACUGGGGAAAACAAACCAGGAGUACUGUGACUGGAUCAAAAGGGAUGAUACUUGGGGAGGAGCGAUUGAGAUAUCAAUUUUGUCCAAGUUUUAUCAAUGUGAAAUCUGUGUAGUGGAUACACAGACAGUAAGAAUUGAUCGUUUUGGGGAAGAUGCAGGAUAUACCAAAAGGGUUCUGCUUAUUUAUGAUGGCAUCCACUAUGAUCCACUUCAGCGUAACUUCCCUGACCCAGACACCCCUCCUCUGACCAUUUUCUCUUCUAAUGAUGAUAUUGUUCUUGUACAAGCACUGGAAUUAGCAGAUGAAGCUAGAAGAAAGAGACAGUUUACUGAUGUAAACCGCUUCACCCUAAGAUGCAUGGUGUGUCAGAAGGGGUUAACUGGACAAGCAGAAGCAAGGGACCAUGCCAAGGAAACAGGCCAUACCAGUUUUGGAGAAGUGUGAUCUAUGCAUGAUGAGGGUUGCAGCCUACUACCUCACAGAUCCAGAAGGCUCUGGGUAUUCCAAUAAGCUAUUUGCAUAACCCUAAAGAACAAAAGGACACAUGCUUGAGCCACCCUUUUAACUUAAAACCACUAAGACACUGAAAUUCCUUGUUAAGAUUAAAAUUAGUGUGCAAGUUUACAGUGUGCAAGUGUCUAUAGUGGUGAUACCCUCUUUCUGCUGGGGUGACAGAAUAGAUGGUGCUUGCCACCUGCUGACACUAACCUGAAGAUUGAGUUUUAGUAUUAUAAGCUAGCAUCCAGCAGCAUUAACUUGUAGAAGAAAACAACAUCACAGGUUGGGUGAUGCAGAAGGCCUCACGUAAGGCCACUGGACAUAUACCACAGUGUCUCUAGUAAUUGAGUCCUUUUGAUAAUAACUCUGAGUGAGUUAAUAGUUUCUAAAUUAUGCAUUGAUUCCUCAAAUGAAGAUAUUCAGAAUUGUCGAAACUGAUUUUAUAUUGCAAUUUGGUAGACCUUAUAAAUGUGUGCUUUACCUAUUAUGAGUACAUACCAACCAAUUUUUAUAGGGAUGGGUCUGUUCCUUGAGGCUGUUACCUAAAAACAGGAACAGAUAGUGCUCUGGUUAGGAUUUCUAAUGUAUAAAAGUGGAAUGUUUGAGGGAGCAGGGGCCUGAAGUUGCCGACUGAAGCUUUAAAGGACUGUUGGCCUUGUGUUUUAAUGCAAUUUAUUUAUUGGCCUUUGUUAUAUUGGAUAAAAUUUUUUAAUUAAGCAAGGUAUUUUUUUAAUUGAAGCUCCUUGAAAUCUGAGUGCUCCAUUUUUGCAUUUUUAUGCAUAAAAAUUCAUCUGGAGGGAUUUGAUUUCCUUGGCUUUUUAAGAAUAUUUCCUCUGACUCCUGGUUGGGGCGGGGGGAAUGUUUAUCUAAAGUAAUAAUGCUGUGCUUUUUUUUUUUUUUUUUUAAUGUUUUGCUUACCUAAGCAGUGUUUGUUUUGAUGUUAGUCUUAUCCCUCCACUAAUGAAUGCUCUUUCAAAUAAUUUUACACUUCUGCAAAUUAGAACUUUGCUUAUCAGUGAUCUUUUACUUUGCCUUUUGAAGAAUUUAGAGUAAUUGGGAUGGUAAUGUUGAUUGAAUUAGUUUUGCUUCCAGAACAAAGGAUUUUAAAUCCUUGCCUUAUUGAGCUUUCUCAGAGUUCUGCUGCUUCCUGAUUCUAGAUGUGUAGCCAUUUGCUUGGUGGGCUCAUCUGCAAGGCACCCUCUCCAACAUAGCUUGACUGUGAGCUCUGCCAGAUGAAGUGUUCUACCUCUUUUCCUAAUUCUUUGUAAUAUCAGGGAUGCUAAAUUUAAAAUUUAUGUAUUUCUCAACAUGAUGUGAAGAGGGUUAGUGUUGUGAAAUUUUGUUAGCGUGCUCUCAUUUCUUAUGAAGUAUCUCUUAGAAAACUGAUGGUAUACUUCAAAGCACUUACCUCUUUCAGCAGACCUUCUUGGCAGAUGUUUCAGAAUUAAGAUUUAGCACUCUCACUUGGUGAAGGUGGCCAUGUAAAGUUAAGAAACAUGUAAACAAUUUAGGGAAAAAACACCUUUAAGGAACAGUUCACAAAGUAUGCUUAAAAUCAUCAGGUGACGUUUCUUGAGCACCUAUGUGUGUAUGGCUGCUUUAGGCAUUGUAAGUUACUCUGGUCAGUAUAACUAAGCAGUGUUGAAUUUUCAAUUUACUGAGCCUUAAAAACAGCAUUGUGAGCUUACGAUACUGAAUGUUUGGCAAUCAUGUAUGUACAAAUGAAUAUGAUUGAAAAUCUCUUCACACCUGUCUAUCACCUGGUCUAGAUAGUUUGUGUAUCUUUUAUUUCUACAAAAUACUAAAUUUAAAACUGUAAAUUAAGUAUAUACCACUGGGUAACAUCCAUCAAAUUGAGCUUUAUGCAUCAUCAUUCAUAAAAUUUGCCUUCCUCUCUUAGUACUUCAAGAGCCAAAGUUGACUUUUCUUACUGAAAUUUUAGAUUUAGAAAUUUAUUCACACAACAAAUAUCUAUUGAGUAAUUUAUAAUGUGCCAGUCAUGUAUCCUAACAGACAUUUCUGUCACUUUAAAAUUGAGUCUGUAUUUUAUCUACAGUGGCUUAAUUUAACAAAUGGAGAUAGAAUUCUGAUGUUUUACAUAAUUAAACCCUUCAUUUUAUGUGUUUUUGUUUACAUAUUUAAGCUUAAUAUUUUUAUUGCAAGCGUCAAAUUAUUUAUUCCAGGGAUCUUAUUUUAUUGUGUUUUACCUGUUGUUUAGCUCGUCUGUUCACAAAUUGGACACUGAUACUCAGUCAAAUGGCUGUCACUGAUCCCUUUAUUUAUUAGCCAUCUGCUGAAAUUCAGCACUAGUACUUCAGUGUUCUGAUCGUGGAGUAUUCAAAAUGAAGCACUAUUUGAAGACCAGUUGAUUUAAUUAUUGAGAAUUAAAAACCAGAAUUUAUGCUUAUUCUAAACUCAAGCUUGUGUGCCUCAUAUAGUUAAAAGAUUUUUUUUUACCGUGCUUAUUAAACUUUCUUGAAAUUAAUUAUUUGUGAGUAAAUGCUAAUCCUGAGAACUUUGAAAAUCUGUGGCUUUAAUACUUGCAGCAGGAUCAAAAGAACCGUCCUGAAUUUGCACUUGAAUAAAAUGAAACCCUUCCUUUUUCAUUUGGUUUUUGACUGCUGUACAAGAAUUUUCUUUUAAUUAAAAUGAAGACAGUCUAUGCUUUCCAACCCCCUCCUCCUCUCCCUUGCUCUUCUGUGGACCUAAAGAUGAGGUGUAGUGCUGUAAAGAUAGCCGUAUUUGUGCUGCGUCAUCAGUGUGUAACAUCUGAAUGGCUGUAAGUGGGUUUCUUAAUUGUUCCAGUGAGUGAGAAAUGGGUAUAGCCAGGUGGUGGUAACCUUGAAAGCUUGGCUGCUGGUCAGCUUGACCUUGUUGGUAAGAACUAAUGUAGUCCUGCCACUUGAUUAUUCCAUGAAGUUCAAGUCCCAGCAGAAUCAUAAUCAGAAAUGAGCACCUUUAUAUUAUCUCUCUAUACAUGCCACUAAGUGCCCAUGCCUAACUUGCUUAUCUAGCUUAUUCCUUCUGUCCCGUCUAGAGAUUAAAACACGGGUAUAGCAAGUUGCCCUAGCAGCUAAACAUAGUUUUUUAUGUCUUUUUGAAAAAAAAUUUGAAGAGUAUGCAAGAUUAAGUAACAGAGUGAUACUUUUUCUUUACAAAUCACGUGGCCUUCCUAAACUUUCAUAUAUAAUUAGUAAUCAUGUUUUUCAUAUAUUGAGACACACAUUUGUUAUUAUUUGCAGCACUUUAAAAAAUAUGAAAUAAAAGUUGACAUGUUUGCCCUGUCUAGGGGUCUUGUGAAGGACAUGAGAAUAAAACUCUUGAGCUCCUGACCACCAGCUCUUAAUCGCCUGCUGCCACCAGCAUAUCCGGCGGCGGCACAGCUUUCUGGCAUUGGUAAUGGUCGAACUCUGUUUCAGUAAAAGGAGCACGCUCUAUGCCCAGCAUUCAAAAUGCUACUUCUUAUUGUAAUGUGAUUGCCAUCCGUCAUUUAGUGUACAGUGCAGUAUUCAAAUGUGUCCUUGUAGCACAAAGACGACUAUAACAACUUCUAGAAGAUUAGAUUCUUAAAACUUCAUUUACUUCUAAGCAAACUUAUUUUAAGGGGGCCAGUUUUUAGUCAGAGGCCUGGAAAGUGACAUUUUAAAGACUAAAGUGAAACACUAAUUUGAAUAAGCUAGUUUAUUAACUAAUGCUUUAUUAUUAGAGUUAUAAUAUUGCAGCAUAUUUCAUCUAACUUAAAAAGAACGUAAAACUUCUCAGUUUGUGCCAAAGUGUUUUAUUUUUCCUUCUCCAAAAAUUAGCUGACAUUUUGUUUACAGUGUUCUGAACAAAUUUGAUUUAGGAAAAAAAAAAAUUACACUGAUAUUGAAUAUUUAGAGUUCCAAUUUGCGUCUUGACUCAUAAAGAUUUAGAGAAGAUUGAUAACCCUCCCCUGACUUUUGGGGGGCAAAGGGAGGGAAGGGCAGGAGGGUAAAGUACCACUAAAAAACAAGAGACUCUCAGAUGGAUGCAAUCCUGGUGAUGAAUUCGGUUUUUCAGAAAAUUUUUCAAGCAAUGCCCUUCUCCCCAAUUUCUUGGCAUAGAAUGUAGCAGGGCUGUAAGUGAAAAGGCUUGUUACUAAAGAAUAAAACCAGGAAUAUAAGCAUUUUGCUAUGGUGUCUUUUUAGAGUUAGUGAAGAUACGAUUUGGUUAAGUUGUAGGGUAAGUAGACAAGGCUAACUUAAGAAAGGUUUAGAAAUUUCUAAGAUUACAUGAGCUGGACUUUAUAACUGUUUUUUUAGGUAGGUAGGUGUAGCCUAUAGUUACUUGAACGACCACCCGUAACCCCACUGCUGUCCAGUCAAUUCUGACUCAUAGCCACCCUAUAGGAUAGCGUAGAACUGCCCCAUAGGGUUUCCAAGGAGCACCUGGUGGAUUCAAACUGCCGACCUUUUGGUUAGCAGCUGAACUCUUAACAAAGGCACCAGGGUUUCCAUACUUAAAGGAUACUCUAGGGGACCUAAAUUCUUGUCAGUUUUCCAGUUCACCUUGGUGCCAUACAGGGUUCAAGCUGUUAACGGGAAAUAUAUACAUACAAAGAAUAAAUUUUUUUUCCCUUUAAAAAUGUGAAUUCUGCUUGAAAUACAGAAUAAAUAUAGUUUGUCAAAGGGGAUAGGGAAUGACAUAGUCCUAUAAUUCCUGUAUUAAUGCAGUAGAGAAAGGUUCCUGAAGCAAGAGGAGAAUCACAAGUAAAGACUGUCAAAUUUAGAGCCUAGGAACAUGAAAAAGCAGUAGGGAAGGGCAAAACAGAACAAAGUUCUGUUUUUUUGGCAUAGAAAAUGGAUUUUCAUAAUGAAGAUGAAAAGUGUUUUCUUGUUUUGAAAAUGUCCUUUUAUGUAUUUGCCAGCAUUUUUUUCUAAGUUAAUACUCUGCUGCUACUUGGAAGAUGUCUAAUUUCAUUAUGUGCAACUCAUAUGAUUUUGCCAUUGUCAUUAAGAUGCAUUAAUUUUAUUUAUGAGGUGUAUGAUUUUAAAUGUCUAAAUGCUGUAUGAAGUGACUUGUUUUGAAAGAAUAAAUGAAGUGAAAACAUU
Molecule: messenger RNA, 6330 nt
Organism: Loxodonta africana (African savanna elephant)
Lineage: Eukaryota; Metazoa; Chordata; Mammalia; Proboscidea; Elephantidae
Gene: YOD1
Product: YOD1 deubiquitinase
Exons: 2
Coding region: 158-1204 (348 amino acids)
Biological process (GO): protein deubiquitination; endoplasmic reticulum unfolded protein response
Cellular component (GO): cytosol; nucleus
Molecular function (GO): cysteine-type deubiquitinase activity
Source: RefSeq, a predicted model, not a curated record